This is a messenger RNA of Asparagus officinalis (garden asparagus), 2192 nucleotides long. Its product is annotated as probable sodium-coupled neutral amino acid transporter 6. Bases 517 to 1956 code for a protein of 479 amino acids. Gene Ontology annotation, molecular function: amino acid transmembrane transporter activity. Lineage: Eukaryota; Viridiplantae; Streptophyta; Magnoliopsida; Asparagales; Asparagaceae. Gene Ontology annotation, biological process: amino acid transmembrane transport. The record is from RefSeq and is a predicted model, not a curated record. The transcript is spliced from 2 exons.
UCUCAUAAAACACAUGAGCAAGCAAAACGUACGGCCAAAUACAGGGAAGUCUCCUCUCUCCCCUCCAAAUAUACGUAGAAACUGAACAACAGGAGAGAAAUCUUUUUGUACUUCAUCAGCGUCAGGGAUCCCGAGAUCUAGCUUCUCAAAAAUCUCAAUCUCAAAGAUUUUCUGACCAUCUCAUUGGAAGACAGAUUCAGGAAGACCCAUUUGGUUCUUAUCUCCUAUCCAAAAUCUCAGGGGGAAGAAAACAAGAGAUUUUUGGUUCUGUUGCCCUCCGAGAUCAAGUUUUCGUACAUACUCAUUGAAAGAUCUUGCUGUUAUACAAAGAAAGAUUAAAAUUUUCCAGUGAGAGAUCUCAACCCAUAUUCUCUUCUUCAGUAAAUUUCGAUUCUUUUUUUUUUUGCUCCGAUCUAAGUCUCUGAAACCCUUUCAAGAUCAAAAUUUGAUUAUAACCCAUUGAAACCUGCUGCUUUUCUCAACACCCAUGUGAUUUUUUUUUCCCAUUAAGAAGCAAUGAACAGUAACUACGCUGCCGUCCCUGUGAAUUCUUCCAUAGAACUCCAGAACCAAAACAAUGCGAACUCAGCUGAAACCCCUAAUGGAAAGGUUCAGUCUACAGAAUUCACCGGUGGUGGAGAGUACACGGAUGGAUUCGACGAGAUAGAUGAGCUUCCCCUCAUCAAUGAUGGAGAUGUCGAGCAUGAAACCCCUGGUUCUGGAGUUCCCGGCGCUGUCUUCAACCUCGCUACUACUGUCAUAGGUGCAGGAAUCAUGGCUCUUCCGGCUGCAAUGAAGGUUCUCGGUAUCGGGUUGGGUUUCGCUUUAAUAAUCCUAAUGGGUAUUCUAUCUGAGAUCAGUAUUGAGAUCCUUGUUCGGUUCGCUGUUCACUGCAAGUCCACUUCCUAUGGAGAAGUUGUAGAAUCUGCUCUUGGCCGUACAAUGAGAGUUAUCUCAGAGAUUUGCAUAAUUAUCAACAAUGCAGGUGUUCUGGUUGUAUAUCUCAUCAUAAUUGGGGAUGUAAUGUCUGGAUCGGAUGCGCACAUAGGUGUAUUCGAUCAGUUGUUUGGACACGGUUCAUGGGAUCAUAGGAGCAUGCUGAUUCUUGUAGUGUUGAUCGCCUUCUUGGCCCCGUUAUGUGCAUUGAAGAAAAUCGAUUCCCUAAGCUUGACUUCAGCUGCCUCCGUUGCCCUUGCACUUGUUUUCGUUGUAGUCUCAUGUGUAGUUGCUUCCAUCAAACUUGCAGAAGGGACUAUUGAAAAACCGAGAGUUGGACCUGAUUUUGGGAGUAAAGCUGCAAUCUUGGAUCUUUUAGUGGUUAUCCCAAUCAUGACCAAUGCCUAUGUUUGCCAUUUCAAUGUUCAACCGAUAUAUAAUGAGCUUGAAGGGCGAUCACCUGAAAAAAUGAAUCGGGUUGGAAGAACCACAACUGUUUUAUGCAUCGCGGUCUAUGCUGCGACUGCAAUCUCAGGAUACUUGUUGUUUGGAGAUAACACGGAGUCCGAUGUGCUGACAAAUUUUGAUAGAAAUCUCGGAGCGCAUUUUAGUAUGGUACUGAACUAUAUAGUUCGGGUUGGAUAUGUUCUUCAUCUGAUUCUUGUUUUUCCCGUGAUACAUUUCUCUCUCAGGCAAACAGUAGUUGCUCUGGUAUUCACAAAAUCGGUUUUGGAUGAUAGGAAGAAGUCACUGCCGUUGACCGUUGUACUGUUGGGGGUUAUAUAUCUUGCUUCUACUGUGAUACCGAACAUUUGGGUUGCUUUCAAGUUUACAGGAGCCACAACUGGUCUCUCGUUAGGGUUCAUAUUUCCGGCGCUCAUCGCAUUGAGAUUAGAUAAGCAAGGGAAGAGUCUGACUCGAGGAGAGAGGAGCUUGUCAUGGUUCAUGCUGGUGUUGGCUGUAGUUGUUAGUAUCAUAGGAGUUGCAGGAAACAUCUAUAGCAUCAAGAACAAGUCUUGAUUAGUUUCAGGUUUCGUACUUCAAAAUCUGCGGUUGUAUUCUUUUGUGACACUUGGGUUGUGUUCCCACGAUGAAACCAUUUGUGUGGUUUCUGAGUUCUCAUUGCGAGAAGAAGAGUUCGUAGGUUGAAGAAUACAUAGCGUUAAUUCUUUUAGUUGAAUACUUAUCGUAUGUAACAUUCCAUUUUGAAAAUGCUUCUAGUUAAUAAAAAUUUCCACUGCUUUGGCAUGACUGCA